Xenopus laevis (African clawed frog) is the source of this 6245-nucleotide messenger RNA. RefSeq lists its product as uncharacterized. The record is from RefSeq and is a predicted model, not a curated record. Bases 1658 to 5767 code for a protein of 1369 amino acids. Lineage: Eukaryota; Metazoa; Chordata; Amphibia; Anura; Pipidae. The transcript is spliced from 5 exons.
AUAAGUUCACUAUAGAAAACAUGGAAUUUCUAGUCAUAUUCAUUUUUAGGGUUUCCUUCUCCUUUAAAGAGAGAAUAACCCAGACAUUCAGGCAGAUUGCAGUUGAAUGUGUCAGUGUUUAAUGCAUGCGCCCCAUGGAAAUGUAACUUUUAGGAAGGAGGGGUUUUUGGUAAGAAUUUUUUUUUUUUCAAUGGAAAGGAUGUGAGUCAAGAUGUGUCAUCUUUUAAAAAAAAGGGCACAUACACAGAGCGAGGCUCAGUGGUGUAUAUAACCCCCAAUUUGUAGUGAAGUGAGUCCACAUACCCACACAGUCACUCAAUCUCAGCCACGCUCUCUCUCCCUAAGAAUACAGGAAUUAGUAUUUGGCUUGGCAGUCAUUCCUACCUCAGUGCUGGGGAGCAGGGGACGGUGAAAAGGAACAGAAAACACAAGUAGACAGAAUACAAUUUUUUCCUGUGAUCAGGAAAAUACAAAUAAUACUUUAAGAAAAAAACUUUUUUUUUAUUUAAAAAAGAAAAAAAAACGCCGCAAGAUCAAGAAAAAGUACUGGCAAGAGAGCACAUCCAAAAGACAACCCCAAAGAGCCAAAGCAAAAUAUGAAAAACUCGCACUGUUCAGAUGGUGGAUCAUAACCGAGGUGAUCAGCUCGUUAGUGAUGUACAGCUAUACACACCAGAAAACAGCUGUAAAAACGUGUUUCGUGUGGCGGCUGAUGUCCAUAACUCUUUUGGUUCAUCGAUCAAUAACAAUAUAACUUUAGAAACCAGUAAAUGUGCCAAACCAUCAUUUGUAUCAAAGUUAUCCUUAACAAAAAGGCGUGCUGCAUAAUUACAGAGUUCAAAAAGGACCAAAACGACAGUACCACUCAAGUAACCACAACUCAUUCAGCCGAUGUUAGCAACUAUCCUGAAACAACUAAUAUAUCCAUAACACAAUUCCUAGAUCCUCAAGACACUGCACCAAAUCAAGCUCCCACUCAACAACCAUCUGCACAUCUCAAAUUGAUGAGAUCGAGACACUGUCUCCAUUAUAUGUAGACCAUACGAAUCAGCGCAACAGACAAACAUCGCUGGAUAUUGAUGAUUCUGUAUCUGGUGAGUCAGCAAACAUAAAACCAAAACAUCAGUGUCCUGUGCAGCAAAGUAAUAACAGUUUUCCUAGGGUAAAACGGCCUUUAGUGUGUAAAACAUUGAAUGGCUGGUCUAAAAAACUGUGUAAAACAUACUUUAGAUUCUAGGGCUUCAAUAACGACCUCAUAGUCAAGUACGAUAACAGAUCGGAUAAUUGGUAAACAUAGUAUACAUAUGAAACUGAUUUCUGGUAUAAGCUAAGAGAAUAAGUUCAGCAGGCUAUAACAGAAAUUGCUAUUUUAUUGGGAUCAUCCUGUAAAGAUGAAAUAUUAACCAAAGGGAUCCCACUGAGUAAUAAACUUUAUAUUACAAACAAAAUAUUUGGUUACGGACUGCAACUUCUCCCUUAUGAUACCGUUUCAAAUUUAGCGCUAAGUACCAGUGCAUGUAACCCUGUGCCCACUGAUCAUGCUAGAGAUUUACUACUGUGGCUUUUAAAACAGUGUAGAUUUUGGUAUGAUUUAAGAUCUGUUACUGAUACCGUGUUGGCUGAAUUUCAAUGUUUAGUGACACUGACUGAUGAAAAAAUGAAGGCUGCUGCAGCUUUAGGUCUUAAAAACAUGUAUACAGCAUCAAGCAAGGUUUUCCGUAGAGGUCUGAGACUUAAGACUGGUCAGGGUUUAAAAAAUAAACGAGUCAGUAGAUCGCAUCUGAGACAUAAUGUAAAUCGGCGGACUAAAGUUGUAAAAAAAGCUAUAAAGAUGUUGUCAUCAAAAAGGCUGGCUAAAAAACAGUGUUGUGUGGCUCAUCAGAGUGUUACAGGACCUACAAUAACCUCAGCUACACAUCGUAUCGAUACGGACAUGCCAAUACCUAUUGAGACAUCUAACAUUGUUGCCGAUGAAAUACCGCAGUCACAUUUAUCCGUCUCACAUGCUGUACACCAAAACACUAGCCACAACUCAAAUAAUGAAAGACCUGUACAGGCUGAAACGCUGAACUACCAUAAUGACGGUACAGAAUCCGUAUUUUUGGAACGCAUCAAUCAAUAUCGAAAGCAACAUCCUAAAUUUAAUUCCACUGUAUAUUACAACCACUUUAGAUUUGUAAAUCUAGAGAAAGUAUCAUCAUUUAAGGAUGCUGUUCAGUCUGUACAGGGGGGUAUCCAAGGUUUAUUAAACGAAAUGAUGCCUGACAUAGGCCAUAAUGAUUUGGUUCAGUUAAGACUGGAUAGUGACGGCCUCAACAAACCACUGUAUUCAAUCAAAAGAUCUAAAGACAGCUUAAAUGCUGAGUCCUUUUUAAAUGAUACAGCAAAUUUGCUGCAGAGCAAUGCUGGUCUUAUUGGCAAUGGAUCUUUAAGACUUGUUGUAACGGUUGUGAAAAACAGAGAAGGGGGUGUAAUAAAUAGACGGCGCAUUAGGUCGACACCCUAUAGUCGUAUUAUAGCCAGGAAAAGUCGUUGGUUAUUUGAUUUAAAUAAUGACAACAACAAUUUAUGCCUAGCUGGUAGUAUCUGUGCUCUUUUAGCAGAGAAAGACACGUCCGACAGUGUAAUUCUGGAAAAGGCCCGUGAAAUCCAUAAAUCAUUGGGUAUCCCUGAUGAUCACUUAGUUAGUUUUAGUGAUAUUCCCGCUUUUGAGAAACACCUAAACAUUACAAUUAAGGUGUAUUACCACAAUCACGGUUCAUGGCAAGUUUUCCAGACUCCUGAACCUUGUAGAGAAAAGAUCGUAUUUAUAUAUCAUGAAGGCCAGCAUUAUUAUGGUAUCAAACAAAUUAAUUCUUUUCUAGGGUACCCAUACUUCUGUGUUUACUGUCACACUCCGUUUACCCACAAAAAUCAACAUACUUGCCGUCAUUUUUGUAGAGCAUGUCUCAGGCAUGAAUGUGGUGAGACUUCUGAGAUUUCUAGAUGCCCCAGCUGUUAUGCAUUUUGUCGCUCUAAUGAGUGUUUAAACCAUCACAAGAUGCUUGCUCAAUCGGGCAAAUUACAGUGUGAAACUAAAAUUUAUUGUGAUUCAUGUGGGCGUUUUGUUGUUGCCAACAACCACACUAAAUGUGGGGGUCUUAAAUGUCGGGUAUGUAAUGAGAACAUUGAAACUUAUGAUGGCCAUACUUGCUAUCUGAGACGUAUCAAACCUAAACAUGAUCCCUCUGAUAAAUAUAUAUUUUAUGAUUUUGAGUGUAUGCAAGAGACAGGCGUGCACAUACCAAAUUAUAUAUAUGCCUUAACAUUGAAUGGAGAAAAACAUUGGGAAUUUCAGGGUUCUACGUGUCUGAAUGACUUUGUCAUUACAUUUGUGGAAAAAAAAUUUAGUGGCUACACGUUCAUAGCCCACAAUGGUGGUCGGUAUGACUCAUACUUUGUGGUUAAACAAUUACUAAAAGAGUGUAUUCAAAUAGACCUACUAUCUCAGGGUGGUAAAUUGUUGUACGUUACAGUGGCUGACUUGGGUAUUAGAUUUAUAGAUUCUUUAAAUUUCCUACCCAUGAGACUUAGUAAAUUACCUGCAGCAUUAGGUGUACAGAGUGGAAGUAAAGGCUUCUUUCCACAUUAUUUUAACACGACUGAAAAUCAGGGCUAUAUAGGUGCCAUGCCAGCCAUAGAAUUUUAUGGGGCUGAUUAUAUGAUGCCUGAUGAGAAGGCUGAAUUCAUGACUUGGUACGAGCAAAACCGCAACAGUAAAUUUGAUUUCCAAUUAGAACUUAAAAAAUACUGCAUUCAGGAUGUUAACAUUCUGAAGGAGGCUUGUGCCCGCUAUAGAGAAAACAUUAUAAACAUCACUAAAUACAACUUAAAUGAUGAGCCGAAGGUAAUUACCUACACAAUCGACCCUUUUGAGUACACCACCUUAGCCUCUGUGUGUAUGGCAAUGUACAGGUUAAAGUUUUUACCCGAAAACUGUAUUGCAAUCUUACCCCCUGACAAUUACAAUAAGAAACAUAAACGUUUCUCAACACCGGCAAUACAGUGGUUGAUGUACAUUGCGCACAAAGAGGGUAUCUCUAUACAACACGCCUUAAAAGGUGGUGAAGAAAAUGUUGGUAAAUACUGGCUGGACGGUUAUGCUUUGGUUAAUGGCAAACGUAUAGCUUUUGAAUUUCAAGGUUGCUUUUACCAUGGAUGCCGUGUUUGUUAUUGUGAAAAUGACUUUAAUCGGGUAACUGGCACUUAUUUCAGUCAACUGAACCACAAAACUCAAAUCAAGACAAUGUUUUUAAAAACAGAGGGCUUUGAGGUCCGUGAACUCUGGGAACAUGAAUGGCAUGCUAUGUUGGAAUCUGACAAGGACCUACAGGCAUUCAUUCAAGAAAAAAAGUUUCCACAACCUUUGUCACCCCGUGAUGCCCUCUAUGGUGGCCGCACAAAUGCUAUAAAGCUCUACCACAAAGUGGCCCCCGGUGAACGCAUUCACUAUUACGAUUUCACCAGUCUGUAUCCCUAUGUGAAUAAAACAAAAAUAUAUCCAAUUGGUCAUCCAACAAUUAUAUUUGAAAAUUUUAAGCCUUUUGAUUCUUACUUUGGCAUCGCUAAAUUACAAAUAUAUCCCCCUAAAGACUUGUUUUUUCCUGUCCUGCCUGUAAAGAUGAAUGGAAAACGAAUGUUUCCAUUGUGCCAUACUUGUGCCUCUACCCAUCAAGAUAUGGACUGCUGUCACACGGAUGCUGAACGGGCAUUAACAGGGACGUGGUGCACCGUUGAAAUUCAGAAGGCCUUAGAUAUGGGUUAUAAACUUGGUAAAAUCUUUGAAAUUUGGCAUUUUCAAUCAAGUACUAACAAUCUCUUUACCGACUACAUUAAAAUACAUCUCCGUGAUAAACAAGAAGCCUCAGGCUACCCCAGUUGGUGUACAGAUGAUGAGAAAAAACAGAGGUACGUUGAUGAUUAUUUGGAUAAGGAGGGGGUGUUAUUACGCAGAGAACAUAUAGCACCCAACCAAGCAAAAAGACAAAUAGCUAAACUGUUUCUAAAUUCUCUGUGGGGUAAAUUUGGUCAAAAAUCGAAUCUACCUACAACUAGCAUCGUCACUAAUCCAGAUGAUCUCUUUAAGUACGCAUUUCUAUCUCAGUACGAAGUGUCAUCAUUAGAUUUUUUAGAUGAUAACACGGCAAUGGUUAAUUGGAAGUAUGCAAAAGAAUGUCAAACUCUUUCACGCAACACAAACAUAUUUAUUGCUUGUUUUACCACAGCAUACGCCAGGCUUGAAUUAUACAAUCUUUUGGACAGUCUGAAAGAACGCUGUCUAUAUCACGACACUGACUCGGUUAUUUUUGUAAGCAAGGACGGUGACUGGAAUCCGCCACUUGGUGACUAUCUAGGGGAACUGACUAGUGAGUUACCUACUGCCACUUACAUUACUGAAUUUGUAUCGGGUGGACCUAAAACCUACGGAUAUAAGUUAUCGACUGGUAAGACUUGUCUAAAGGUUAAAGGCAUCACACUUAAUGCUAAUAAUAUCCAGUUGAUAAACUUUGACAGCCUAAAGGAUCUGGUAUCAGACUACCCAGAAAACUCAAACCCUCAACAUCAGAAAAAGAUUGUGGUCCGUCAGGACAGUAUAGUUAGAAACAAAAAGUGCUGGCAAAUAGAGACUCGGACGCUGCAGAAAACACAAAAAUGUGUGUAUGAUAAACGACGACUGACAGAGGGUUAUCAAAGUAUCGCUUUUGGUUUCAGUAGCUAUGAACACUAGACUGCAAAAUCCUUUUUCAUGUAUACUGGCCGGCCCUUCUAAUUCAGGAAAUAGUGUUAUCGCACAGGCCUGAUAAUAUUGUUUGGUUUUAUGCAUGCUGCCAAUCAUUUUAUGACGAGUUGUAACAGAAAAUACCAAAUGUGCGUUUUAUAGAAGGAUUACCAAAUAGCUUUAAUGAUGAUGACCUAUUCCCCCCUGAAAAAGUUAAUCUGACUAUUGUUGAUGAUCUCAUGGAGGCUGCUAGUGAAAACUUUGAUCUUGAAAAAGCAUUUACCAAAUAUGUACACCACAGAAAUCUCAGCAUCAUGUUCCUUGUACAAAAUAUACUUAUUUUGCCAAGGAAAAAAGAGCCGAACCAUAAAUUUAAACACCAAAUAUAUGGUGCUUUUUUAAGAAUCCGCGUGAUGCAUGUAUGUAUAUAUAACUUUAUUUGUAAAGUGCUGUUAAGGAGCCGCAGCGCUGUACAGUGCAUAAAAGU